Acanthopagrus latus (yellowfin seabream) is the source of this 3944-nucleotide messenger RNA. RefSeq names its product sp3a transcription factor (gene sp3a). The record is from RefSeq and is a predicted model, not a curated record. Lineage: Eukaryota; Metazoa; Chordata; Actinopteri; Spariformes; Sparidae. The transcript is spliced from 7 exons. Gene Ontology annotation, biological process: regulation of transcription by RNA polymerase II. Gene Ontology annotation, molecular function: DNA-binding transcription factor activity, RNA polymerase II-specific; RNA polymerase II cis-regulatory region sequence-specific DNA binding. Bases 184 to 2307 code for a protein of 707 amino acids.
CAAACACUCCCAGUCAACACUGGAGGCCCCACCCUUUGUGUUACCUACCGCCCGUCAAUCAAAAUAUAAAAAAAUUCUGACAGUUAUCAUCCAUUUCUACGCUUGUACAAUCAAUUUAAUGUGCUGAACAUGUCCGGUGGCUUGUGACCAUCAGGACUCGCCGUUUCACGACAAGUCACGCCAAUGACUGCGCCCGAACAGCCGAUGAAACCAGAGGAUAUGGCUGCACUGGACGUGGACAGCAGUCAGAGCGGCUUCCUGCAGCAGGAGGAGACCAGUGGCAAUCAGGACACUCAGCCAUCACCCCUCGACCUGCUAGCGACCACCUGCACUAAGGUUGGCUCACCGUCGUCAGAGGUGGACAGAGGUGCUGCCGCUGAUGUGACAUCAGAUCCAUCUACACAGCUCACUGGGACUGAUAAAUGGGAGGUGUUAACCCCCACCUCAGUGAAGGAUGAAUCCGGAAUGAUACAGAUCCAAAGUCAAGGAAUAUUAACGUCAAACGGACAGUAUGUUCUUCCUCUCCAAAACUUACAGAGUCAGCCAAUCUUUGUGACAUCAGGAACAGACGCCUCCUCUGCCAAUUCAGUGCCUAACAUUCAGUACCAAGUAAUUCCUCAGAUUCAGACAGCAGAUGGACAGCUGAGCUUCUCCACGUCCGGCGUGGAGGGAGCAACUCUGGCUCAGGAUGCCACGGGGCAGAUUCAAAUCCUGCCUGAUGGUAGCCAGAGUCUCAGUGUGACAUCAACUGCAAACAUCCUUAAUAACAACCAGAACCUCAUAUCACAGACUGGUAAUGUCCAGCAGAUACAUGGGGUUUCUAUCGGCAGCUCCACCUUCAAUAACCAGGGUCAGGUUGUUACUAAUGUGCCUGUGGGUUUGCCUGGGAACAUCACUUUUGUUCCCAUUAACAGCGUGGACUUGGAUUCCCUCGGCCUGUCUGGUGCUCAGACUAUAGCAACAGGGGUCACUGCUGAUGGCCAGCUAAUUAUGGCGAGUCAGCCUAUGGACGGCUCAGAGAGUCUGGCGAAGACAGAUAAUCACCUCUCACAGACGUUAACAAUAAAUGACUCAAAUGCAAAUGCUGAGAUAUAUGUGCCAACGUCUUCCUCUCAGCUACACAUUCCAGUAAGUGAAUCAGGUCUGCUGACACAAGACACUUCACUGUCAUCGGUGGCUACAGAGCAAGCCGACUCUAGUUCUGGUCUGCAGGAGGGCUUCAUCCAGCAGAAUCAGGAGCAGAGCAUCCAGGUGUCCUCAGCCCAGCCCAUCAUUCAGCUGCAGCAGGUGCCCAUUCAGACCACCAAUGGGCAGGUGGUGCAGUCAGUGGCAACCGGUGGCCAGGGUCUGCAGAAUGUGCAGCUGAUCAACCCGGGAACCUUCAUCAUCCAAGCCCAGACUGUCACGCCGUCGGGUCAGAUACAGUGGCAAACCUUUCAGGUGCAGGGGGUGCAGAACCUGCAGAACCUCCAGCUUCCCACAACACCACCCCAGCAGAUAACCCUGGCUCCAGUCCAGACCCUGUCCCUGGGAUCCAGUCCAGUGAGCAUCAGCACGGGGCAGAUUCCCAACCUGCAGACAGUGACGGUCAACUCUGCCCAAAAUGAAGGAGACGAAGACAACCCUGCAGAUGUUCGGAUAAAGGAAGAGCCAGACUCUGGAGACUGGCAGCUGAGCACAGACUCCACUUUGAACACGAGCGAUCUGUCUCACCUUCGCGUCAGGCUGGUGGACGAGGAGGAACAGUUGGGUCAGGAGGGCAAGAGGCUGCGCAGAGUGGCCUGUACUUGCCCCAACUGUAAAGAGUCAGGUGGGAGAGGAUCCAGCACGGGGAAGAAGAAGCAGCACAUCUGCCACAUCGCAGGCUGUGGGAAAGUAUAUGGAAAGACAUCGCACCUGCGAGCACACCUGCGCUGGCAUUCAGGGGAGCGACCUUUUGUUUGCAGCUGGAUGUUCUGUGGGAAGAGGUUCACACGCAGCGACGAGCUGCAGAGACACAGGAGAACACACACAGGAGAGAAGAAGUUUGUCUGCCCAGAAUGUUCCAAGCGCUUCAUGCGGAGCGACCACCUGGCGAAGCACAUUAAAACUCAUCAGAACAAAAAAGGCGUGAACUCGGGCGGCGCUGUGGUGGCCUCGAUGGAAUCCGCGGGGUCCUCAGACAGUAUCAUCACCACGGCAGGCGGGACCACCCUCAUCCUCACCAACAUCCAGCAGGGCUCCAGCAACGCCCAGGACAUCCUGGCCAACGCAGAGAUCCCUCUGCAGCUCGUCACCACGGUAGCGGCCAGCGAAGUCAUGGAGUGAUUUACACUCCACUUAUGAACUUCUACAACCUCUCUCAUACUGUAUACUCCUACCUGCAUUUUUAUUCCAAGUUUUGAAGAGAAGCUGAAAUUAUAAAUAUAUAUAUAUAUAUUUUAACACAGAAAUAGUCAGUCCAUGUCCAUGCUCAGUUUUCACUGAGGAGAAACUAGUAGUGGAGACUAAAACAAGAUAAAGAUGGAAAAAGACAUUGCAGUAAACACACAAGGAAAUGCCUUAUUUUGUACAAUAUUAUGUCAUUGGAAAAGUAGGAUGCCAUUUUGCUUUGAAUUUACUUAUUUUUUCUAUGUGUUUUUCACAAUACAUUAUUGGUAAGUUGAGCAAUUUUCUCCUCGCCUUUUUCUUUUGAUGGUGUAUUCUUAAUGAUGUCCUUGGUUAGCAAGGUUUGUUCCAUAUUCCUUUAGGCAGAGACUAAAUCUCACAACAGAGCUAAUUUUAUCCAGCUGAAGUAAUGUUAUUGCUUACGUCCAUGCAAAUUUAUUCAUGUUGUGUGUUCGUGUCUUUUAAUUAUUAUGCAUUUUUUCCAGUGCAGUCGGUCUACUUGCAAAUAGGAAGUCCUCCUUCCUCCAUUUUCUUUAAAAACUUUGCUCACGCCUACUACAUUUUGCAGGUGAAAAUCAAAACAAUCAGAAUUUUUGUAUUGUAAAUCCUCUUGAACAUGUACUGUUGAUAUGAUACACAUUAUUUGCUUAUUAAAUAUUUUGACUGAACAGCUAUUUAUAUUGGGCUUUACAAGGAAAAUGCAUUUGUGAUAUUAGAAGUCCACAAUAUUUCAAAUGGCUUCAUUGUAUGUAAUUCAAGUGUGUGUUUUUUUUUUUAAAGUCUUUUUUUUUGAGGACUUAAAAACAAACAAACAUGCAUUGUGAUAUGAAGAGAAGAAAAAGCCAUUUUUUGGGAGGUAAUUGCCAAAUUUGACUACAAACUCAGGGUGACUUGUGACUGUGUGAUAUAGGUAGAGUAAAAUCACCCCUGUAGCUUCUCGGGCCAUGGUGGGGUGUUGUGAAGAAAUGUUGUUUGAUGGACCAAAAGCUGAGGUGAAUUAAGCUGUCACCAUGUUACCUAUGCUUGUUGAAUCCUACCGUGUCAGGUUUUUUUUUUUUUUAAUACAUUAAGGACAACCCUCUCCUUCAUGUUAUAUAAACAGUUUUGCUGAAUUCCUCACGCAGUUGAAAUAUCAGUGCAUUACUGAAAGCGGUACUCUUUUUUUAACAGCACUGUUCUCACCAUGUUGUUGUUGAUCCUUUUGUAUAAAAAUGUUUUGUAUACUUCCCAACAAACUGUCCUUUAUAUUCAUUGUCAGUAAAUGUACAAUGUUUCUGUCUUUUGUGUGUCAAUACCUUUUCUUUUACUGUAUGUCACAUUUCCCUGUUUCAUCUGUUUUAUAUUCGAUCUGAAUUGAAUUGAUAAAUACACACAUACACACUGAACAGUGAAUUAUGGUGGCAUAUUUGAUUUGGUUAUGCGUCAACCUCUAGUCAGAUACCAAGAUGCUGUUGAAACAUUCAGAGAACUUAAUCUUAAUAUUAUGUACUAAACACUGAAGGUUUAUUCUCACUCAGAAAUCUCCUGUAUAAAUAUGUCAAUAUAACAUCAAUAUAAACCUUUCUGUUACACUUGAA